Molecule: messenger RNA, 1764 nt
Organism: Alternaria atra
Lineage: Eukaryota; Fungi; Ascomycota; Dothideomycetes; Pleosporales; Pleosporaceae
Exons: 2
Coding region: 1-1764 (587 amino acids)
Biological process (GO): hydrogen peroxide catabolic process; response to hydrogen peroxide
Cellular component (GO): mitochondrion; peroxisome; cytoplasm
Molecular function (GO): catalase activity; heme binding
Source: RefSeq, a predicted model, not a curated record
AUGCCUGGAAACACAAACGGAACGAAUGGCACCAAUGGCCAACAGAACUCGAGCACUCAGCAUGCUCCAACAGGUUCAAAGAAUGGUGACCAGUUCCGCAACUACGCAGACGACCGCAAUGCUUCAUCUGAGGAUGUUGUUUACUGCACAUCAAAUGGUGUUCCAUACCCUCACCCCUACGAGAGCCAAAGAGUAGGCGAGAAUGGUCCUCUACUACUCCAAGACCAUCACCUCGUCGACCUUCUGUCACAUUUCGACCGUGAGCGUAUUCCAGAACGAGUUGUCCACGCCAAGGGCGCUGGUGCCCAUGGUACCUACACAACCACAGACUCUCUUGAGGAUCUGUGUAUGGCAGACAUCUUCAAGUCAGGCAAAUCUUGCCCCGUCACUGUUCGAUUCUCGACUGUUGGUGGUGAGUCUGGCUCGCACGACUGCGCACGUGACCCCAGAGGGUUCAGUGUAAAGUUCCGAACCGACGAGGGCAACUGGGACGUAGUUGCAAACAAUACUCCUGUCUUCUUCAUCCGGGAUCCCGCCAAGUUCCCUCACUUCAUCCACACCCAGAAGCGUCACCCAGCAACACAUCUUACCCACGCCGAUGAUGCAACAAACUUCUGGGACUUCGCUUCGCAAAACCCCGAGUCCGCACAUCAGUUUAUGAUCUUGUUUGGUGACCGAGGUAUCCCAGAUGGUUACCGUAAGAUGCAUGGAUACCACGGCCACACUCACAAACUUCAGAACAAGAACGGCGACUUCGUUUACUGUCAAUUGCACUUUAAAUCCAGGCAAGGCACUGGAUUCAUCACCCAGGAGGACUCAGCGAACUACAGUCCGGACUAUUCCACAAAGGACUUGUACCAAGCCAUCGAGAAGGGUGACUUCCCCGGAUGGGACGUUAUGUUCCAGACUAUGACGGCAAAGCAGGCCGAAGAAGUCUGGGAGAAGCAGAAGAUCAACGUGUUCGACAUGACACAUGUCUGGCCGCAGGAUCAGUUCCCGCUUCGCAAGGUCGGAGAAUUCUUUCUCAACGAGAAUGUACAGAACUACUUCGCAGAGGUUGAGCAAGUCGCAUUCAACCCUGCCCACCUUGUUCCAGGUAUUGAGCCUAGUGCGGACCCCCUACUACAAUCUCGUCUGUUCUCCUAUCCAGACACCCACCGCCACCGUGUUGGUGUCAACUACCAACAACUACCGGUCAACGCCCCACGCGUUGCAUACCGCAUGGGCAACUUCCAGCGUGAUGGUAACAUGGCGUUUUACAACCAAGGAUCGAGACCUAACUAUCUCUCUUCGAUCCAGCCCAUCUCAUUCAAGGAGAGAACAGUCGAUCUUGACAAGCUCCAUGGAAACUUCACAGGCGAGGCUAUCACAUUCUUGUCCGAGAUCCGCCCAGAGGACUUCAACGCACCGCGUGUCUUGUGGGAGAAGGUCUUCGACGAUGGCGCUAAGGAGCGUUUCAUCAAGAACAUCUCUGGCCACAUGGAGACUGUAACCGACAAGGAGAUCAUCAAGCGUCAGAUCGCCAUCUUCAGGGAGGUAUCUGAGGACAUUGCUUCCCGCAUGGAGAAGGCGACUGGUGUUAAGGGUUACCCUGGCAUUGCCGAGCUGCGAUUCAACGGAACGCACAAUGGCAUGGCCAAGUCUCAGGACAAGAAGGUCGCGAACGGUAUGACUGGAAUCAGCGCAAAGUAUGCUGAGAAGAACAAGACUAAUGGUGCUGCCAAAGCUGGUACGCAUAAGGAUAUCAUCGAAGGCAAGGCCUAG